Molecule: messenger RNA, 375 nt
Organism: Cladophialophora bantiana CBS 173.52
Lineage: Eukaryota; Fungi; Ascomycota; Eurotiomycetes; Chaetothyriales; Herpotrichiellaceae
Exons: 1
Coding region: 1-375 (124 amino acids)
Source: RefSeq, a predicted model, not a curated record
AUGUCCGUGUACUCAGAGAAGGCCAUAUACGAUGAUCCACUUUCAUAUUGCGACACCCGAUAUAAGAUUGCUGGUCAGUGGUACGGGCUCCCUAAGGUCUUCAGCAAGUUAGAAACCAAGAAGAUCGAAGUGGUCAAGGACACGCCAACGGACAUCGUGUUCAAACUAAGACAGGAGGACACUCCCAAGGUGCUCGACACCCCCAAGGAAGUGGACUCUCUGAUCUCAUUGUCACUCGACGGUUCCGGAAAAGUGCGGUAUCAUAAGGACAUGUGGAACUCCAAGGACUACAGCCAUGCGGGAAUUGGCAAGUUGAUCAAGAAUCUGAAUGGUGAUUACCUUGCAAAGAUCACCCAGCCGCCAGAUUCCAUGUAG